Molecule: messenger RNA, 4476 nt
Organism: Vitis vinifera (wine grape)
Lineage: Eukaryota; Viridiplantae; Streptophyta; Magnoliopsida; Vitales; Vitaceae
Product: auxin response factor 6
Exons: 14
Coding region: 1216-4113 (965 amino acids)
Biological process (GO): response to hormone; regulation of DNA-templated transcription
Cellular component (GO): nucleus
Molecular function (GO): protein binding; DNA binding
Source: RefSeq, a predicted model, not a curated record
UCAAAUAACUCUCCCUAAAUGAUUAUGGAUGAAUUUUGGGGUCCAAAUAAGAUUGACAGGACCACAUAGCAACCCUAAAUCUCUUUGACUUUGGUCAGACUAGACAUCUGAAGAACUGGAGAAACUGUACGAGUAUAACCGUAGAGGAACCGAAGCUCGAUGUAUUUUUAUAGAAGCUUCCGUUCCCGUUUCCGUCCCAGUUUCAGUUCCCGUGUGGUGGCCUCUUAAAUAUAAAAUCCACCGAAAAUAAUGGCGACUGUAUAUUAAUUGAAUGUAAACUUGAAGGAUCAGAGGAAGCAUUCGACUACUAUCCGAAAGUGCUUCUUUACUAAAGUCAAUUUCAGCUCUGUAAGCUUCCUUUUACUCUCUCUCGUUUCAGUUAUUCUGUGCUUUGGAACCCCUCAAUUUGUGAAGACCGGCUUCAAAUCUGAAUUACUUCAGCGGCUUCUAAGGUGGAGAUCUGGGGUACCCAAGUGCUUAAAAGGGCUUAAUUGUUGUUCCCAUUUGUGGGUUUUGCGAGCCCCAGUUUGUGGGUGUUCAAAACCCUAGGAGUGUCUAUUUAGGGGUUUGUUCUUUUAGCUGAAAUGUGCUCAGUGGGCUUUGAAUUAGGGUUUGGGGGAGGGAAGAUCUGAAGCUUAUGAAGCUGGGGAGAGUGAGUGCUUGUAGUGGAACUGGUUUUGGAUGAUAGGUUUUGAGGUUCUUGUAGCUGUUUCAGUGGGGGGUGGGGGGUGGUGGUGGUGGUGUUGGUGGUGGGGGUGAAACAGGGCUUCAAAAGGGAGCUGGGUACUGCAGAUACAAAAUAUUAGUUUGUGGGUGUGAAGGGUUGUAGCAGCUCUUUGGGUUGUGAGAAUGCUCAAAAUGGGUUGUGGGUAUUGCUGCAAGAAAAUCUCAGUUUGUGGGUGUUGAGGGUUAUUGAAGUUCUUUGAGUGGUGAAACUGCUUAAAAAGGGUGGUGGGUAUUGCUGCAAAGCAGGUUCAAGGCUUUGAGGUGGUGAGGAUUGUUGAAGUUUUUUGGGUGGUGAAAGUGCUUAAAAGGGGAGGGUAUUGCAGAAUCGGCUUUUCAGUUCCAAUGUGUUAAGGUUUGUAGAAGGGUUUUGUGUGGUGAAGUGCUUAAAAGGAGAGAGGAGGGUGUUCCUCAUUAGAGUUUCUGGUUUCUGUGUUUGUGUCGGGCAGUUGAAGUUCUUUUGUGUGUUGAAAGUUGCUUUGAUUCUGAAGAAUGAGGCUCUCUUCAUCGGGUUUUGCUCAUCAAACAGAAGAAGGGGAAAAGAAAUGCUUGAAUUCGGAGCUAUGGCAUGCAUGUGCAGGCCCUCUUGUAUCUCUGCCUGCUGUUGGAAGUCGUGUGGUGUACUUCCCCCAGGGUCACAGUGAACAGGUUGCUGCCUCAACCAACAAGGAAGUAGAUGCUCAUAUCCCUAACUACCCUAGUUUGGCCCCUCAACUUAUUUGUCAGCUUCAUAAUGUGACCAUGCAUGCAGAUGUUGAGACAGAUGAAGUAUAUGCUCAGAUGACCUUGCAACCAUUGAGUCCGCAAGAGCAAAAAGAAGUGUGCCUGCUACCAGCAGAAUUGGGUUCCCCCAGCAAACAGCCAACCAACUAUUUCUGCAAAACAUUGACUGCAAGUGACACCAGUACUCAUGGAGGAUUCUCUGUUCCUCGCCGGGCUGCUGAAAAAGUGUUUCCUCCUCUUGAUUACACCCAGCAGCCUCCUGCUCAAGAAUUGAUUGCAAGGGAUCUUCAUGGUAAUGAAUGGAAAUUCAGACAUAUAUUUCGUGGCCAGCCCAAGAGGCAUCUUCUUACAACAGGAUGGAGUGUGUUUGUAAGUGCAAAAAGACUUAUUGCCGGCGAUUCUGUCCUUUUUAUCUGGAACGAAAAGAAUCAAUUACUCCUGGGUAUUCGGCGAGCUAAUCGUCCACAAACCAUAAUGCCUUCAUCAGUUUUAUCAAGUGAUAGCAUGCAUAUUGGCCUUCUUGCUGCAGCUGCCCAUGCAGCUGCCACAAAUAGCCGCUUUACUAUAUUUUACAAUCCAAGGGCUAGUCCAUCAGAAUUCGUCAUACCUUUGGCAAAGUAUGCCAAAGCAGUCUAUCAUACCCGUGUUUCUGUUGGUAUGCGUUUCAGGAUGCUGUUUGAGACGGAAGAGUCGAGUGUCCGUCGGUACAUGGGCACAAUAACUGGCAUUAGUGAUUUAGAUCCUGUUCGCUGGCCAAACUCACAUUGGCGCUCUGUAAAGGUUGGUUGGGAUGAAUCCACUGCCGGGGAGAGGCAACCCAGAGUUUCCUUGUGGGAGAUUGAGCCUUUAACAACAUUCCCAAUGUAUCCAUCCCCUUUCCCACUUAGACUGAAGCGACCAUGGCCCUCUGCCCUACCUUCCUUCCACGCUCACAAAGAUGGUGAUAUGAGCAUAAAUUCUCCACUCAUGUGGCUCCGAGGAGACAUUGGAGAUCAGGGGAUUCAGUCUUUAAAUUUUCAGGGUUAUGGACUUACACCCUGGAUGCAACCAAGGCUUGAUGCAUCAAUGCUUGGUUUACAAUCUAACAUGCAACAAGCUAUAGCAGCUGCUUCGCUUCAGGAAUUGAGAGCACUGGAUCCUUCCAAACAUCCUGCUCAGUCCCUUUUGCAGUUCCAGCAACCACAAAAUGUUUCCAAUAGUCCUGCUUCUGUCUUCCGGGGGCAGAUGUUGCAGCAGACACAAUCUCAACAUGCUUUUCUUCAAAGCUUUCAAGAAAACCCACCCCAGGCUCAGGCUCAGGCUCAGGCUCAGGCUCAUGCUCAUGCUCAUGCUCAGGCUCAGGCUCAUGCUCAGGCUCAGGCUCAGGCUCAUGCUCAGGCUCAUGCUCAGGCUCAGGCUCAUGCUCAGGCUCAGGCUCAGGCUCAGGCUCAGGCCCAGGCUCAGGCUCAGGCUCAUGCUCAGGCUCAGGCUCAGGCCCAGCUUCUGCAACAACAGUUGCAGGGUCGGCAGGCGUUGAGUAAUCAACAGCAGCAACAACAGCUUCAACAGCAGCAGCAGCAACAACACCAUCAACAACAGCAGCAGCAACAACAACAUCAACAACAGCAGCCACAACUUCAACAACCCCAGCAGCUGCAUCGGCAGUUGUCUGAUCAGCAACAUAUCCCAAAGGUCAUAUCUGCUCUAUCUCAGCUUUCAUCACCCACUCAAUCUCUGCCUCCUUCCUUACAGACUAUCCCUUCACCAAUACAGCAGCAGAUUUUUCCUGAUUCUGUUGGGAACCCAAUUACUACAUCAGAUGUUUCUACCAUGCAGAGUCUUUUAGGUUCAUUCUCCCAAGAUGGAACAUCCCAUCUACUUAACUUGCAUGGAUCAAAUCCUGUAAUUUCUUCUUCUGCCUUCUUUCCCAAGCAAGUUGCGGUUGAACCUCCGCUUCCCUCUGGAACUACUCAAUGUGUACUGCCCCAGGUGGAAGAGUUGGCAACACCGCCUUCAAAUGCCUCUGAACUCUCCACCUUGUUGCCACCUUUUCCUGGUAGAGAGUACUCUGUGUACCAAGGUGUUGCUGAUCCCCAAAACAAUCUUCUGUUUGGGGUUAAUAUAGACUCUUCAUCUCUUAUGCUGCAAAAUGGGAUGUCAAAUCUAAGAAGUAUUGGCAGUGAGAAUGAUUCAGUGUCUAUGCCAUUUUCUACGCCUAAUUUUGCAAAUGCUCCAGGCACCGAUUUUCCACUUAAUUCAGACAUGACAACUUCAAGUUGCAUAGAUGAAUCAGGUUUCUUGCAGUCUUCUGAAAAUUUGGAGCAAGUAAACCCACCAACCAGAACCUUUGUUAAGGUUCACAAGUUAGGGUCCUUUGGGAGGUCACUGGAUAUCACCAAAUUCAGCAGCUAUGAUGAGCUGCGUGGUGAGCUUGGCCGAAUGUUUGGCCUUGAAGGCCGGUUGGAGGACCCUCUGAGAUCAGGCUGGCAGCUUGUAUUUGUUGACCGAGAGAAUGAUGUUCUUCUCCUUGGUGAUGACCCUUGGCAGGAGUUUGUCAAUAAUGUGUGGUAUAUCAAGAUACUAUCUCCGCUUGAAGUCCAGCAGAUGGGCAAAGAAGGCAUCAAUGUCCCGAAUCCCAUCCCAAGCCACAGGAUUUCCAAUAGUGGCAACAGCUGUGAUGACUACUGAUGCUGCAGGACUGUUAAAAAAAACCAAGUGAAGAAGUGCAACCCCUCAUCCCAUCUGUGUAGGCUGUUGACAAACAUUUUGGAAUUUGGAAGGGAAACGCAAAAAUGGCAGCUGAUGAGUUUUUACCGCAAUCUCUCUUGUUUGUAUCACCCAAGACGUUAUAUCCACCCCUUGGUUGGGGGUGGGAUAAGAGUGUGUGGGUAAGUGGUAAGCUUACCUUUAAAUCUUGUAUGUCAGCUUGUUACUGUAAAUUAUAAUGUGAUAAUCUCGUCUUAAAAACAUUAUAUUAAAUACAUACAUGGGAACAAUGUGUAUCAAUUAGGACAACCGAAAUGAUUAUGAUUAUGAUAGUUUUUAGUUUGA